AUGGGCGAAUCCUUCACCAAGUACUCCAGGGAUCUCGCGAUUGAAACAUGGUUUUUAUAUGUCAUUGGGUCUCCGGACGUCGACGACAAUUUUCAAUGUUCAACUUAUUUCAACCACAUGAUUGUAUCCGCCGUUUUCAACAUUUCCUCUGACUUGGUAAUGCUGUGCAUCCCAUUACCUCUGUUUAUUCGAUCUCACCUUCGUCUGGGCAAGAAAAUUGCUGUGUGUGGAGUGUUCGGUCUUGGCUUUGUGGUUGUUUUAAUGGCCGUUCUUAACCGAUACUACAGCUUGAGUACUGUCGGUUCCAUGAUCUUCAUGAGAUGGUAUGCAGCUGAAGUAUCGACCGCAGUUUACGUCGCAAAUCUACCUUUAAUGUGGCCACUCGUCCGUGCGGUUUUCCGCUUAGAAAGCCCGGAUCCCUCAAACUACCCGGAACAAGGACGAGCCACACCACGGAGUGCACCACAGCGAGCGCGAGCAGCAAUCCGAAACAUUACAACGUUUACAACCCAUCAAGGCAGCUCCGUUGAGUCUAUUAUGCGCGAUACUGACGGCCAGAUGCAUGGCACUGCAGAUGCACAUGAGUUAUGCUUGACCGCUGGGGGAGAAAGGGGCUAUGGGGCUUCAGUCAGCCCCGAUGUGGAAUCAGGUCAACCACAACGGCGGUUAGAGGAUAUUACAGUGCAAAGGACAGUGGAGGUCACUUAUCAAUGA
Messenger RNA from Aspergillus pseudotamarii, 714 nucleotides. RefSeq lists its product as uncharacterized. Bases 1 to 714 code for a protein of 237 amino acids. The record is from RefSeq and is a predicted model, not a curated record. The transcript has 6 exons. Lineage: Eukaryota; Fungi; Ascomycota; Eurotiomycetes; Eurotiales; Aspergillaceae.